Molecule: messenger RNA, 2538 nt
Organism: Xenia sp. Carnegie-2017
Lineage: Eukaryota; Metazoa; Cnidaria; Anthozoa; Malacalcyonacea; Xeniidae
Product: cyclin-D-binding Myb-like transcription factor 1
Exons: 15
Coding region: 1449-2489 (346 amino acids)
Source: RefSeq, a predicted model, not a curated record
AUGUCCCUCGUGGUUACGAAGUCAUUGGAGCGUUUUAAAGAAAAAUGUGCCAAAUUAUGCUGAUUGUGGCUUUGACGAAAUCGUAGAUUAUUUGUACCAUCAUCAUCGACCAUUCCUUAUAAAAGAUGGUAUAAAAGUUGGCAAAAGUGCAUGGCAACUUGUACAAUAAUCUUGAAUUGAUUUAAGCCCAUGGAAAUGGUACACUGAACAAUACAGAAAUGAGAUUUGCAAGACUCACGACGGUAUCAUGAGAGAAAACUAGAACGUCCCUUUGCAUCCGGAGUUUAAAAGGACGACAAAUCUGAUUUCGAAAGUGAAGAGGAAGCAAUCACCACAAGAGAUUUGCAAGAAGAUUCAAAGUUUACUUUGCAAAGCUUAUAUACACAGAUGGAGUGUUGUGUGAAGAGUACUCUAAGAAUGUUAUUGACGAGGGAUAGUACAAGGACCAAUGUAGCGGCUUCUCCAUGAGAUUGUAGAAGGAUUAGUUCACGUUCAUUCACUGGUAAAAAUUUCUAUUAUUGAAUGUGCAGUCUUAAUUACUCAAAGCUCGAAAAAUUUUCACUAUUCAUUACUCCCAGAAAAUAUGUUUGCAUACAACAGGAAUUUUUAAAAAAAUAGAGUAGACUUAUAAUGCUGGCAUAUGAAUUCGAUUUCAUUUUUAUGCAAAGUUAACAACACAGGCUACCACUAGCUGUGUUGUUGGAAGUUGGAACGUUUGUUUUCAGUAGUUAUCAAUGAAAAAUAUUUUUGCGGGAAAUAUUUAUUUUUGAAAAUUUCUGCCUAGAAAAAGUUUUCACUAUUUUUACUUACGCUUUCAACAUAAGAAAAAACACACACACGCACAAAAAAAAUUGAAGAAAGAACACACUAUCGGCACAAUUUAAAUGUAACUGCCAAUAGAACUUGCAAUCAUGUGAUUUGUCUUCACUGGGAGCUAAUCUAAUAUAAUCUGAUCUAAUCUAAUACUAAUCUAAUUCUUGUGGAGAACAAUCUUUUGUAAUUUCUUUAAAUUUUCAAAGAAAGUUGUCGUAGAAACGUUUGCUUUGAACAGAAAAUUUACGAACAUUGAUUUACAUAUCUCAAUACUUCUAACGUAUGUGUUUUAAUGUACAAUGUGUAUGGCCUCUUAAGUAUAGUCUGAAUAGUAGGUAUGAUAAGUAUAAUGUUGGAUGAAGUUAAUGUUAUUGCAGUUGAGUUGUAAUGUUACGUUGUAUUUAGUGUGUUGCGCUUGGCGCUAAAUUUUUGCGCUUUUUAUUGAGAUAACCUUAACGUGCGGGUUCUCAAAUACCCCCAAAAUUUCUCAGGUGUAAAAGCCAUUAAAGUGCGCAUGCGCUGAGUUAACCUACUUAUCUUGCGUGUUUUUUUCAUUGAGUUCUUAUAAGAAUUCUUGUAAGAAUUGAGGUCUUAUAGAACUCAAUGGUUUUUUUGUGCCUCGAGGAACUGUUUUCAUGAUGGAAGAGGUAACUCAGGAAUUUAAGAAUGAAAAGCAUUCAUGGACUACAAGAAAAAGAAAUAAAGAAAGAGAAUAUAAGGAAGGUGGAAGUCGUGAUUUGCUCUUAAAAUGGCGUUUUACUGAAAAGGACCUAGUGGCACUUCAUGAAGAAGGAAUUAAAGUAAAACAUGGUCGCUGGUCUAGAAGAGAGAAAAACAGACUAACAAAAAAUUUGAAGAAGUACUUGAAGAAACAUAAUCUUGAAAAUGUUGCACAUUUAAUAUUUGCUGAAAAUGGAAAAAGAGAGGGAAAUGCAAAAGAGCAAACAAUACAUACAAACUUCUAUCGUAAUUUAGCUAAAGGAAUAGAUCGUCCAUUAUUUCAUGUUUACAAAAAAGUGAGACGCAUGUUUAAUGAAAAUAAACAAGGAAGGUGGUCAGAUAGUGAAACAGAAGAGUUGUUAAGAUUGCAUCAAAUUUAUGGAAAUAAGUGGUCAAAGAUAGGAACUACUCUUGGACGCAAUGCAAUGUCAGUUAUUUUUCGAUUCAUUGCAACUGAAAGAAUUGCAGUUGGUCAUUGGUCCAAGGAGGAAAUUGAUCGUCUUCAUGGUGCAGUAAGAGCAGUUACUGGAACCAAAUUUAGCACUCAAAUUUUUGGAGAAAUAGACUGGAACGAGGUUUCCACAUAUGUCAUGAGUAGGGAUGCUAUUCAAUGUAGAAGAAAAUGGAUUGGCGAAGCUUGUUUUCAAACAUUGGAUGAUAAAGAAAACAUAAAAUGGAAUAAUGAGGACGAUGUACGACUUAUUGAAAGAUUAUACUCCUCUGGUGAAAUAGAUGAAAAUUUUAUCGACUGGACAGAAAUGACAAAACAGUUACCAAAAGCACCAUGUACCUCAUGGUUACGAAGUCAUUGGAGUGUUUUAAAGAAAAUUGUGCCAAAUUUUAUGGAUUGUGAUUUUGAUGAAAUUGUGGAUUAUUUGUACCAUCAUCAUCGACCAUCCCUUAUAAAAGAUGGUAGAAAAGUUGGAAAAAACUCAUGGAGUCUUGUAGCUAUUUAAAUUCAAUGAUCUUGAAUGUGUGAAUCAUAAUAGAUUAUUCCAAAAUUUA